AAUUAAUUGGAAUUGUGUGACCAGCUCGCCGGAGAAUCAUCGCAGGAAGUGUGUUCGAUGGCGAGAACUUUGACGAAUCGAUUGGAAUCUCGUUUUUUGAUUCGUUUCCUUGAAUAUCCGACUCUGUUAGCCUCCUGCUUCACGAGUUCAAGAUCCCUUCAAACCCUAGCCUACGAAGAAGUCCGAUCUUCCGGAGAUCGGAAGAAUGAAUCUACAGCUAUCAUUCUUCAUGGCCUCCUCGGCUCCGGCCGCAACUGGCGAUCGUUUUCUCGCUCCCUCGCGUCGUCUCUCUCCGUCUCCUCUCCCUCUGGUUUGCCUCUCUUUAUAUCUGAUCGGUAUCUCCAGAUUUCCUUUGAUUUUAUCGAUUCUUUUGUUGUUUCGUUAAUACUAGAUUGGAAGAUGAUACUGGUUGAUCUGAGGAACCACGGGAGAUCUACGGAGGUGGAAGGGAUUAACCCGCCUCAUGAUCUUGUGAAUUCCGCCAAGGAUUUAGCUGAUUUGGUCAAGGCAAGUGGCUGGAAUUGGCCUGACGUGGUCAUUGGUCACUCACUGGGAGGCAAAGUAGCCUUGCAGUUCAUGGAGAGUUGUGCUCGUGGUGAUUAUGGUGAAUCCGCUUCUCCUCCUAAACAGCUAUGGGUACUAGACUCUGUCCCUGGGGAAGUCAAGGCAGAAAAAAGUGAUGGCGAAGUAGAGAAAGUUCUGCAGACGUUGCAGAGUUUACCUUCACCAAUACCUUCCCGCAAGUGGCUCGUGGAUCAUAUGGUCGAGCUUGGGUUUUCAAGAUCGUUAUCUGAGUGGAUUGGCAGCAAUCUCAAGAGAUCUGGUGACUCAGAGACUUGGGCCUUUAACCUUGACGGAGCUGUCCAAAUGUUCAAGUCUUACAGAGAGACUUCGUACUGGUCGUUGCUAGAGAAUCCGCCAAAAGAGACGGAGAUUUCUUUCGUGAUCGCAGAAAAGAGUGACCGAUGGGACCACGAUACGACCACACGGCUUGAAAUAAUUUCUAACCGAAGACGGAAUGUCUCAGAAGGGAAGGUUGCAACUCAUCUUCUCUGUAACUCUGGCCACUGGGUCCACACAGACAAUCCAAAGGGACUCCUAGAGAUUUUGAGCCCAAACUUCUUGUCCUCCACACACAAAUAGACGGUGCGAUACGAGAACUGCAUCAGUGUUUCGUCUGAGCAUCUCCAAUAUAUCAUUCCAUUUAUGAAGAUGGAAUUUUCUUCAAUGUAUUUCUUCAUUUCUUACUCUAAAAAGAAUAUUUUAAGUAUAUUUUUAACUUUAUUAUUACUUCCUGAUAAUACAUUUUAUCUAUAAA
This is a messenger RNA of Eutrema salsugineum, 1318 nucleotides long. RefSeq names its product protein ABHD11. The transcript is spliced from 4 exons. The record is from RefSeq and is a predicted model, not a curated record. Lineage: Eukaryota; Viridiplantae; Streptophyta; Magnoliopsida; Brassicales; Brassicaceae. Bases 58 to 1143 code for a protein of 361 amino acids.